GACCCCCUCGUUCACCCUCCAAAUAUCGGAGCCGCCAUGUCCUUCCUCGCGACGCCGAGCCGGGGCCUGAAGCGGCGCGGCGACGCCAGUGCAGCCGCGGACGCACCGCCCAACAAGGGGCAGAUUUCGGAGCUCCUGGCGGCAGGAGAGGACGUCAGCACGGUCGCGAAGUUGCUCGUGGUCCUUGCGAAUUUGUCGCUCACGAGCGCCGCAGACAUUCGGGAAACCACGGGGAUGCCGUGGAACGCCAGUUUAGCAGACGUCAAGGGCAGCGUCGCCAAGCACAUGCUCGAACAAGGUCGCGUUGACCACGAGGCAACCAAUGCCGCCAAGAACGACCCAGCCGCUCUCGAGGCCCUGGGGCCGCCUUACGCGCACGUCUUCGCAGGGCUCAUGCAGGGCGUCGCGGGGUGUACCUUGGGCGACUCAAUGAAGGUGCCGCUUGCUUCUUUCUGGGAGGAACCGGUAGUGGAGGAGGGCAGGGCGCCGACGGAUCUCCUCGGCAAAGUGUUGCCUUGCAAGUGCAAGCCCGCCAAAUCGAAGGAGGGCAGGCCAGGCCUUGUGCAGGUCGCGAUCGCCAUGGGCGCCGCGCGCGCCGCCCUGCAGAGCUGCCUGGCCAAGGCAAUGACGACGAACGGAAGGGUUCUCAAGCGCGGGCCUGCGCCCCGCGGCCCGCUCGAGAGGGCGGCGCAGGAGCUUCUCGAGGAGCUCGGGGUUGGCAAAUCCAAGAAGGACAAGGGCAAGGGGACAAUCAAAUGAGUGUGCCUACAGACGGUGGGGUUCGCUUGGCUGCUGUUCAACGGGUGCAGAUUGGACAGUUUUCGCAUCGUCAACUGCAAGUGGUGGAGAGAGGUCAAGUGACUUUCAACGCGGUUCUGAGGCACCCUGGCGUUGGUUCUUCUAGUUUCGUUCUGCAGCCUCAAAUUCGCAGGCAGAGGGGGUGGGUGACCGCCCGAAGGGGUGUCGUCGAGGUCGUCGAGCCUGUCGCUGUCGCCGUUGAGUCUGUCGUGGAACGUAACGGUCACCUCCCAUCCAGUAGCCCUCAGCAGCCUGGUGUCGGGCGUGUGGGGGCUUAGCGUUCAAUCUUCACGUUUCAACUUUCACAGUGGGGAGUUGGUUGCCUUGCCCUCGCCGCCUCCCAGCCCUGGACUGCGGGGCUGUGUUCGUGCGCCCGCAAUCCCUGGGCCAGGAGCGACGCGUGGCGGGCGUAACUAGCUACGCACGGGAGCAUUAUUUGUGGUUUGUGGUGGUGCGGGGGAGUCCGUCGGCUUAGUCGGCCAGAGACGGUGCUCCAGACCGCCCGUGCUGUGUUCCUGCUUGCACGGCGGCCACGUAAAUACUUUGGCAGUUCCUCAGGGCGUAUAGGCAAGCAGUUUCGAGUUAUAAACUGGCGAAAGUCGCCAGGAGUGGCCCACGCUUCUCGCGUAUACGAGCUGAUUGAACUGCCCCCAAAGCUCGAUUCCGAUUCCGAUUCCGAUUCCUCAGCUGUCCUCUACGACGGAGGAGGCG
Molecule: messenger RNA, 1509 nt
Organism: Prorocentrum cordatum
Lineage: Eukaryota; Dinophyceae; Prorocentrales; Prorocentraceae
Source: the annotation of a GenBank genome assembly